This is a messenger RNA of Dracunculus medinensis (Guinea worm), 1266 nucleotides long. Lineage: Eukaryota; Metazoa; Nematoda; Chromadorea; Rhabditida; Dracunculidae. The record is from the annotation of a GenBank genome assembly.
UCUCCUAGAGAAAAAUUAUUGGCCCAUUACUUUUUUGUAAGAAAAUGGAGCCACUGUAAGGUUUCACAGCAUGCUGCAAAAACCGUAAAUUCAAUUCGUCGCAUUAGCGAAUUUGCAACAGUGACUCCCAAUCCUCAUAAAGCUCCAAUUAUGCUACAUCUAGGUGAUCCUACAUUGAACAUCGCUUUUCGCAAAUGUCAGGUGGUACUUGAUGCUGUCGAGAAAGCAUUAAAGAGUCGCGCUUAUGAAGGUUAUGCACCAUCAAUUGGUCAUUUAGAAGCUAGAGAUGCCAUAGCCAAACAUUUUACUCAUCCUGAUGCACCCAUUACCGCUGAAGACGUCAUUCUUACAAGUGGUUGUUCACAUGCUUUACAAAUUGUGAUAGAAUCAUUGGCUAAUUCAGGCGAUAAUAUUCUUAUUCCAUCACCUGGCUUUCCUCUGUAUUCGACAAUGAUGCAGCCACAUCUUAUAGAAGAUCGACUUUAUCCUUUGAUUAUGGAAGAAAAUGACGUCCAUAUAGAUUUAUCUAAACUUGAACAACUAAUUGAUCAUCGCACAAGGGCAAUUAUUGUCAACAAUCCAUCGAAUCCAGUCGGUUCAGCAUAUCCAAAGAGUCAUUUAGAAGAUAUACUGAAAAUAGCUUAUCGAAAACGGCUGCCUAUUAUCGCUGAUGAGAUUUAUGGUAAUAUGGUUUACAAUGGUUCGAAAUUUAUUCCUAUAGCAACUCUUAAGCCACAGGUGCCUAUAAUAUGUUGUGAUGGAUUGUCUAAAAGAUAUAUGGUGCCAGGUUGGCGAAUUGGGUGGAUCAUUAUUCAUAAUCGUUAUGGCGCUCUGGAUGAAAUUUAUAAUGGAAUGAUCAAUUUAACUCAAAAAAUCGUUGGACCUUGUUGUUUAAUUCAAGGUGCUUUGCCUACAAUUCUCAAUGAAUUUCCUGACGAUUAUCUCAAUGAAAUAAAUAAAAUUUUGUCAAAAAAUGCCGAGGUAAUCUUUUAUCACAUAAAUCGAAUAAAAGGACUUACAGUAAUAAAACCAAGUGGUGCAAUGUAUAUUAUGAUUAAAAUUGAUUUAGACUAUUUUAAAACAACUGAAGCGAAAUUCAUAAAAGGACUCAUAUCUGAAGAAAAUUUAUACUGUUUGCCAGGCGAAAUAUUUAAUGCACCACCUGGUUAUUUUCGAAUUGUUCUUACUCAGCCAAAAAAUAUUCUAUAUGAAGCUUGUCAACGUAUCAAGAAUUUUUGCUUAAAAUUGAGAGAUUCUAAUAAAUAA